CCGGGCCUGCCCCCUCCGAGGCGCCGUAGCGCGGGCAGGGACGGCGGCGGCGCUGUGUUCCGUCGGGUCGCCGUCGGUGGUCUGCCGGCCGCCCAGGCCCCGCCUGCCCCCCGGGGCGGCUCGGUGCUCAUGGGCCCGCGGCGGCGGCGGCGCGCGGCGGCGGCGGGAGGCGACCCGGGGGCCGCGGUGGCCGCUGACCGGGCGGCGGGAGGCGGCGGGGCCGGGCCAUGGGGGACGGAACCGUCAGCAGCCGCCGGAGCCGGGAGCCCUGCCCAAGCCGGAGCGGCGUCCCCUGCUGAGCCCCGAGCGCCGGGCCGGCAGCCGGAUGCCCGGGCCCACUGGGCGGGCCAGCGGCCGCCUGCGGGAUGAGCAGACUGCUGGGGGGGACGCUGGAGCGCGUCUGCAAGGCUGUGCUCCUUCUCUGCCUGCUGCACUUCCUCGUGGCCGUCAUCCUCUACUUUGACGUCUACGCCCAGCACCUGGCCUUCUUCAGCCGCUUCAGUGCCCGAGGCCCUGCCCGUGCUCUCCACCCAGCUGCCAGCAGCAGCAGCAGCAGCGGCAACUGCUCCCGGCCUAACGCCACCGCCUCUAGCUCCGGGCUCCCUGAGGUCCCCAGUGCCCGGCCCGGUCCCACGGCUCCUAUGCUGCCACCCUGUCCUGACUCGCCACCUGGUCUUGUGGGCAGACUGCUGAUCGAGUUCACCUCACCCAUGCCCCUGGAGCGGGUGCAGAGGGAGAACCCAGGCGUGCUCAUGGGUGGCCGAUACACACCGCCCGACUGCACCCCAGCCCAGACGGUGGCGGUCAUCAUCCCCUUUAGACACCGGGAACACCACCUGCGCUACUGGCUCCACUAUCUACACCCCAUCUUGAGGCGGCAGCGGCUGCGCUACGGUGUCUAUGUCAUCAACCAGCAUGGUGAGGACACCUUCAACCGGGCCAAGCUGCUCAACGUGGGCUUCCUAGAGGCGCUGAAGGAGGAUGCCACCUAUGACUGCUUCAUCUUCAGCGAUGUGGACCUGGUCCCCAUGGAUGACCGCAACCUAUACCGCUGCGGCGACCAACCCCGCCACUUUGCCAUUGCCAUGGACAAGUUUGGCUUCCGGCUGCCCUACGCUGGCUACUUUGGAGGUGUGUCAGGCCUGAGUAAGGCUCAGUUUCUGAGAAUCAAUGGCUUCCCCAACGAGUACUGGGGCUGGGGUGGCGAGGAUGAUGACAUCUUCAACCGGAUCUCCCUCACUGGGAUGAAGAUCUCUCGCCCAGACAUCCGAAUCGGCCGCUACCGCAUGAUCAAGCACGACCGUGACAAGCAUAACGAACCCAACCCUCAGAGGUUUACCAAGAUUCAAAACACGAAGCUGACCAUGAAGCGGGACGGCAUUGGGUCAGUGCGGUACCAGGUCUUGGAGGUGUCUCGGCAACCACUCUUCACCAAUAUCACAGUGGACAUUGGGCGGCCCCCGUCGUGGCCCCCUCGGGGCUGACACUAAUGGACAGAGGCUCUCGGUGCCGAGGAUUGCCUGCCAGAGGACUGACCACAGCCUGGCUGGCAGCUGCUCUGUGGAGGACCUCCAGGACUGAGACUGUGGGCUUUGUUUUCCGAGGGUCUUCAAUAGGCCCCCUAGCUAUACCCGGAAGUUUCAGAACCCACUUUGGGGGCCUCCUGCCUGGGCAGGCUCUUCACAAGUGUGGCCCUCUUUGGAGUCAACCCUCCUUCCUGACCCCCUCCCCCUAGCCCAGCCCCAGUCACUGUCAGGGUCGGGUCAGCCCCUGCACUGCCUCGCGGAGUGGCCUGGGCUAGGUCACUCCACCUCUCUGUGCCUCAGUUUCCCCCCUUGAGUCCCCUAGGGCCUGGAAGGGUGGGAGGUAUGUCUAGGGGGCAGUGUCUCUUCCAGGGGGAAUUCUCAGCUCUUGGGAACCCCCUUGCUCCCAGGGGAGGGGAAACCUUUUUCAUUCAACAUUGUAGGGGGCAAGCUUUGGUGCGCCCCCUGCUGAGGAGCUGCCCCAGGAGGGGACCAGAGGGGAUGCUGUGUCGCUGCCUGGGAUCUUGGGGUUGGCCUUUGCAUGGGAGGCAGGUGGGGUUUGGAUCAGUAAGUCUGGUUCCCGCCUCCCUGUCUGAGAGAGGAGGCAGGAGCCCCAGGGCCGGCUCGUGUUUGUACAUUGCACAGAAACUUGUGUGGGUGCUUUAGUAAAAAACGUGAAUGGAGCAGC
This is a messenger RNA of Cercocebus atys (sooty mangabey), 2211 nucleotides long. It is a transcript of the gene B4GALT2, whose product is annotated as UDP-Gal:betaGlcNAc beta 1,4- galactosyltransferase, polypeptide 2. Bases 366 to 1484 code for a protein of 372 amino acids. The transcript is spliced from 7 exons. Gene Ontology annotation, biological process: carbohydrate metabolic process. NCBI's taxonomy places the organism in Eukaryota, Metazoa, Chordata, Mammalia, Primates, Cercopithecidae. Gene Ontology annotation, molecular function: glycosyltransferase activity. The record is from RefSeq and is a predicted model, not a curated record.